CGCCGCAGCUGAUGGUGUUCCGCAACGUGGGUCGGCCGCCUGAGGAGGAGGACGCGGAGGCGGCUUCGGAGCCAGGACCCUCGGAACUGCUGUGUCCCCGGCACCGCUGUGCCCUGGACCCCAAGGCCCUGCCACCGGGCUUGGCGCUUGAGCGGACCUGGGGCCCGGUGGCUGGACUAGAGGCUCAGUUGGCGGCUCUGGGGCUGGGGCAGCCGGCGGGGCCGGGGGUCAAGACAGUCGGAGGGGGCUGCUGCCCAUGCCCAUGUCCGCCUCAGCUGCCCCCUCCGCAGCCCCAGGCGCCUGCUGCCACCCCGCAGGCCGGGGAGGACCCCACAGAAACGAGCGACGCACUGUUGGUCCUGGAGGGCUUGGAAUCGGAGGCCGAGAGCCUGGAGACUAACAGCUGCUCGGAAGAGGAGCUCAGCAGCCCGGGCCGUGGAGGAGGAGGGGGCGGCCGGCUUCUGCUGCAGCCCUCAGGCCCCGAAUUACCCCCAGUGCCCUUCCCGCUGCAGGACUUGGUCCCUCCAGGGCGCCUGAGUCGAGCGGAGCAGCAGCAGCAACAACCUCCCCCGCCGCCGCCACCUCCUGGGCCCCUCCGGCCGCUCGCGGCUCCUUCUCGUAAGGGCUCCUUUAAAAUCCGCCUCAGUCGCCUCUUUCGCACGAAGAGCUGCAACGGUGGCUCCAGCAGUGGGGAUGGAACCGGCAAGAGGCCUUCUGGAGAGCUGGCUGCUUCAGCUGCGAGUCUGACGGACAUGGGAGGCUCUGCGGGCCGGGAGCUGGACCCGGGGAGGAAACCCAGGUUGACAAGAACUCAAAGUGCCUUUUCUCCGGUCUCCUUCAGUCCCCUGUUCACAGGUGAAACAGUGUCGCUUGUGGACGUGGACAUUUCUCAGCGGGGCCUGACUUCUCCACACCCUCCAACUCCCCCUCCUCCUCCAAGAAGAAGCCUCAGCCUCCUAGAUGAUAUCAGUGGGACGCUGCCUACAUCCGUCCUUGUGGCUCCGAUGGGGUCUUCCCUGCAGUCUUUCCCCCUACCUCCGCCUCCUCCACCCCAUGCCCCAGAUGCGUUUCCCCGGAUUGCCCCCAUCCGAGCAGCUGAAUCCCUACACAGCCAGCCCCCGCAGCACCUCCAAUGUCCCCUCUACCGGCCUGACUCUAGCAGCUUUGCAGCCAGCCUUCGAGAGUUAGAGAAGUGUGGUUGGUAUUGGGGACCAAUGAAUUGGGAAGAUGCAGAGAUGAAGCUAAAAGGGAAGCCAGAUGGUUCUUUCUUGGUACGGGACAGUUCCGAUCCUCGUUAUAUUCUGAGCCUCAGUUUCCGAUCACAGGGUAUCACCCACCACACUAGAAUGGAGCACUACAGAGGAACUUUCAGCCUGUGGUGUCAUCCCAAAUUUGAGGACCGCUGCCAAUCUGUAGUAGAAUUCAUUAAGAGAGCCAUCAUGCAUUCCAAGAAUGGAAAGUUUCUUUAUUUCUUGAGAUCCAGGGUUCCAGGAUUGCCACCAACUCCAGUCCAGCUGCUCUAUCCAGUGUCCCGAUUCAGCAAUGUCAAAUCCCUCCAGCACCUUUGCAGAUUCCGGAUCCGACAACUCGUUCGGAUAGAUCAUAUCCCGGAUCUCCCACUGCCUAAACCUCUGAUCUCUUAUAUUCGAAAGUUCUACUACUAUGAUCCUCAGGAAGAGGUAUACUUGUCUCUAAAGGAAGCGCAGCUCAUUUCCAAACAGAAGCAAGACAUGGAACCCUCCACGUAGCGAGGGGCCCCCUGCUGGUCACCACCAAGGGCAUUUGGUUACCAAGCUCCAGUUUGAAGAACCAAUUGAAGCUACCAUGAAAAGAAGAAUAGGAAGGUUUGGGAUUCUAUGUUCAAAGACUAUGGUUUCUCCUGCAGCCCCUGGGGCUUGGAAGAAGCACACAACCAGAGUCUGAGUUGAGGACUCCACCAUUCAUAUCCACCCAUGGUAUCCCAGAACUAGAUGAGCUCUUUGAAAAACUGGAAGAAGUCUCAACACUGUUUGUUUUCAGAAGUUUUGUUUUCAAUAUUUGCAUUUCUCAGUAUGGAAAACUCACCUUGAAGGCAGCUGGGUUUUGGAAGUGGUGUGAAGGGUGAGCAGGUCCAAAGAAGGGCAGGGAGGAAAGGAGGCACCAUUUACAUUCAGUUGGUGCCAAAGGUAGAGUUAGGGUCUUCACCAUGGACUUUGCAUUAUGGAGGUGAAGCCAGAGAAGUGCAAACAGGAUUAGAAGCUGGAAGGGAGGAGAAUCUGCUUCUCAUUGUUAGCUUUAGUAGGAGAGAAAGGAGGGCAGGUAGUCUGGAAGAAAAGAAUGUUGGAUAAAAACUGGCAAAUGGCCUUUGCUAGAGGAAGUAGUGACUCCCUACAUCCUUUCCUUUUUAGGGUUUAGGAACCUAACUUCAGAAUCACCUCUCUUGGAAGCUAUAUUUAUUUUGUUUUACUUAAUUCCUUAAGCUCUAAGACCUGAAGUUAACCCUGUUCUCCCUUCACCCUCCUUAGUCCCUUCCUCUGAGGUAAUUGUACAUUUCACUCCAGUCAUGGGAACAUCAUUCCUAUUGCUUUCACCAGCUGUCAAGAAAAUAGUGUUUCUCAUCACCUGAGUAGUUCAGAGCUCUAGUCAUGGAGUCAUUCCGUGUUUAAUGGAGCAUGCUUCCAGAUUCUUCAUGGAAAACUCUAUCUACGAUUUAGGAGUCAGCAUUACCUCCAUAUGUCUGUCAGAGAGUGAGAGGGAAUGUGGAGGAAGGUGAGAAGCAAAGCUAUUGUGCUCUUCUUAGAAGAAACCUUGAAUGUACCAGCCUUAAUGGGAUUUUCUUAGUUCAGGGGAAGAGAGCGUCAUAUCUUGUGUUUUUAGGUUUAUCAUUGUCGUGCCACUUCUAUGACGGGAGGUAGCAAGGGCUUCUUCAUUUUCCUGCAUUCAUUCUAGCAACCCAGACAUUUCCUGAGUCAGUUUCCUUUGCCCUCCAUUCUUUGGGAAGUCUUGUCAGAUGCUAAUUUGAGAAUUGCCUGUUUUCUAGGUGAAUAUGGAAGGGGAAGGAGAAAAACUCAGUACUUUUCAGUUGUCUUUAAGUUUUUUGCACCUGAUCAUUGUCAAAUCAUAAAACAUUGUGAGUUUGCUUUCCUCCAGUUAUUCUAUGGAGAGGUUUGCUAUUGAGAUGUCAUAGCAUAGUUGAGCUGUUGGGUCUUAUUACUCUUCUACAGGAAGUGUUCCACCAAAUGUGGGUCCCCUGUGCUUAUUUCUGCUUCAGCUCACAAGAUAAAUCACAUUGUCAGGUUUGUGGUCUGCUGAUAGUUUGGGAUGAGACUCCAGUGUCUUAGUAAUUUAUAGGACCGCCUCAUUUGGAAGCACUGGCCUUUGACCUUAUACCCUGCAUAGAAUGUCCAGUCUUCCUUCUUGUAGCUGAAUAUAGGGGAAACUUGAAUCAUUACCUGGCCAUAAAGAAAUGAGCCCAAAAAUGAGCUUUGCAGCACAAACCUCUCCUAUUUCUGAUAUGUCCUGUGGUAUACCUUUUUUCUUUGGCCUCCAGGGAAGUAUUACUAACUAAAUAAGAUUGGGAUCCCAGAGUUCAACUAAACCUCCAGAGUCUUGCCUCUGGAGGGUAAAGUCACUCUCCAUCUUAUAAAAACAGUCACUCCAUUGUAGAGCCUGAAGUCUGGAAUCCAUUGAUGUUCUUUGAGUGGCUAAUAUGCAACUGCCUGGGAUUGUUUUUCUGUCAUUUUAGCCACUCGUUAUUAUUAAUAAUUUUUUUAAAAUUAGAGUGUAUGUGGCUCUGGGCUAGAUACUGUGGAAAACAUAAGAGGUAGAAGACAUGAUCCUUACCUAAGAGAGCUUUCAGGUAACUGCCACACAUGAAGCAACUGGAGAGCGACUCAUUGUGGCAGAGAAUCAUCACGUGCAGAGUGGGUGAGUUCGGGGGAGACCAGAUGGUCUAGGAAAGCUCUGUGGCAGUGAGGCUUUGGGUUGUAGGCGGGGGCAGUACCAUGAGAAAAGAAACACAUGAACAAAAGCAAGGAAACAGCAGUCUGUGUGGCGUGUACUGAAUAGUGCGUAGCCCUACUCGGAGCAACGACAUUAAAAAACCCUAUUUCAGGGCAGUGGUCGGGACUGAAACUUCAUAAUCUUCAGAUAGGUCUGGAAACUGAGAGAUUAUAAUGAUGAGGUUAGAAGUCAAAGCCAAAAGUUGGCAGGGUGCCUGUACAUUGCCCAGGACCUCACUAUUCUUGUCAGCUCAGGCCCUGUGAGGGAAGCAGAGCCCCUAUACCCACUAUGGUGCUGGGGUUUCCACUGGAUAAUUCAUACACUCAGGUAAAAAAUCAAACCAGCUAUGAAUGGCCUCACCUCACCACCCACCUUCUCUGUCCUCCUUGGAAAAGUAUUGAACUCUGUCCAUGGUCCAUCUGUGCUUAGGCACUCUCAGACUAUAGACUGAUCCUUCUUCAAUAGAUUGGGCUGCAAAACAAAACUGCACAAGAGUCUCCACCAUGCAUGGGUAUUUGACAGCUGUAAGGGUGACCUUGUGUAGAGCAAGUUAGGCAAGGAAUGAGGGUGGCAUCUGGGGCAGUGACAAGUGCAUGCUGGCUAAAGAGUCAGCAGAGCAGAGGGAGCAGGAGCAGGGCUAGUGGCCAGUACUUGGCCUUCACUCUUUGCCAGUGCUGUGCACUACUAAUUGAAAUGCACUGAAAAGAAGGAACUCAUUCCUUUCUGGUUGUUACAAAUUAAAGUCACAAACUGGGAAAGGCUCUCUUCUCUAGGGACCCACUGUUGAUUUCUAAGUUGUUUGAUGUUAGUAUCCUCAGGCCCUGCUUGUGUGACUUUCACCUAUUUAUGACUGAUCUGCUGUAAUCUUCCUCAGGACAGGUGUGAGCCAAUGUGAGCUAGUGACAACUACUGCUACAACCUGCCAUUACUUGAAAUACGUGUGCUAUGUUGAGAGCACAGGAGUAGGAGGGUGGCACUUUAGUGUGGGGGGCUAGAUAAAUGCCUGUCACUGGCCCUUAAGGAGCUUAGGACCAUUGACAAUAGCCUUGGCCUGGUGCCCCACCUGUGAAGAUGAAGAGAAUGUAGCAUCCUGCAGUGGGAGCCGUGUAUGUUUAUGCCAGUCCCUGAGGAGAGAGAUUUGGCAGGGAAUUGCCUCUGAGGUUCCUCCUCCUGCCGCCUUUCCUAAUUUUCACUUGGGCUGAUUGUGUAAGGCUCUUAUUGAGUUUGGGAGUGACGUGGAGAUAGCUGCACACACUCCUCCAGUGUAUACCCCAGGAGGAUUGGGGGGGUCAGGAGUGGUCAGAGUACCCAGAUCCAGGUAUAAGAAACUGGAAAGCUGGAAGUGCCCUGGUGAGCCAGCCUUUUCAGCCCUCAUCCCUGAGCCCCCAGCAGAGUAUAGCCUAUUAAGCACCCUAACUCAGCAGGAAAUGUGGAUAGGAGGAGCUUUCAAACCCCCAAGGUGAGAUCUUUCCCUUCCCUGUUUCCUCUUCCUUAGCUUUUGAGCCUGGAAUUUAGAGAACCAGGCUCCAAGAUGUAGCUCUGUGGCUCUUAGAGGGAAGUCUACAAGUCUGUUUGAGUGUGAGUGUGUGUCUUCAUUUGCCCAAGUCUUGUCACCAGUCCGGGUGUUGCAAGCAUAUCCACUGGAGGAGGCUGGGAUUUGUUUUCCACUUCUAAGAGAAUGACAUGCCCCCUGUGCAUAGGGGAGGAGCUUUUGAAUUAGACAUUUUCCCUAUGGGAAUCCUCUUGGUUUGGGUUGGUGGGGGGUGGAUAAGUAGUUUUUAUCUCUAAUCGUCAACACAGCUGUUCUUACACUGAAUUGUGCUAUUGCAUACAUGUAGCCAUCUUUCUUUUCACUGCAGCAGUGUUUAUCAGUAGUUCAAAAUGAUUUAUUUGCUCCUGGGGAGUAAAACCUUUUUUAUUAAAAAAGAAAAAAAAAAAAAGAAAAAAUUGCCCCACUAUGAUAGCUUUAGGAUUAUUGGACCUCAAAGGUCAAGUCUGCACGUCCCUGUGACAUAUUCUGUUUUGGCACUGGAGGCUUCAUGCUCAGCCCAAAAUGACAGGAGGGCUUGAGCAAAUGAAGAACAAAGUCUUGGGGGUAGUGAGAUGGGGUUGAACUACAGAGACAGGCACUGGGGACUCGGGUACUGCGGUUAAGAAACAGGAAUAAGUCGCAUUUAAUAUAUUGAUUCUCUAAUCUGUCAGAGAAGGACCUUUAUUCACAUGCAAAUUUCAUAUCAUCUUUGUCCUUUUCAUUGAUUGGCCUUCCUGAUAGGUGUCACCUAAUUUCUUCCUGUCUCCUUUUCUGUCCUUUUUGUACCUUCCCCCUUCCCACUCUCAUCUACCUCCCGGGAAGCCAGUCCUGCAUGCUAAGUGUGUGACAUGCCUUCACUCCCAUUUCAUCUUCAGAGGGUUUUAGAGGGUACCUGGAACUGCUCCCUUCCCCUCUCCUACCCCCUCCUCCAGAACAUCAAGGAGCAUCAAGGGGCAGGCAAAAGGCAGCCAGCCAUGAUGGGAAGACAUGAAUGUCUGGUUGCAGCUGGACUGCGAUUGAAGUUGCUCCUGGAGAUAGUGUGUGAGGAAAACGGGACACUCCUCGUCAGAACCCAGGGUGAUCGUGUGCUGCACACACAGCUGCGCUCAGAGCUGCGUCCUCAGCUCCCUAACCAGUUCAGGUGGAGCGGGCAGGCUGGUCUGAUGACUCCAUCCCUGGUGCUCUGUUGAGGGAGGACCAAGGCACCGCUCUGGGUAGGCCGGUCGUUGGGGUGCCCCAAAUUGGUGCUGCCCAUGGCACAACCACUGCUAUACUUUUUGGUUGUUUUUAAGAAACUCAAGAGGGGUGUCAUUCUGGGCUCUUGUGGUUGCCAAUUUUUCACCAGACACCCCUGCAACCACUCUGUCCUCUUAAGCCACCCCUGCCCUCCUCCAAGCCAAAGUGUGGCCUGGCUUUUGUCUUCCCAUUUGGUUUUCCUCCUUUUCUCUCCCUUUUUGUGCUUAAUUUAUUAAAAUAGUUGCUGUAUAAUUUAUUUUCAUAAAUAUAAAAAAUGACUAAAUGGUUAAAAUAGACUUGCAGGCCAAUCUUAAAUUGGGUGGGAGGGUUUGAGGGUGGGAUGGGGAGAGGGAAAGCUGUUUUGAUAUAAACAAAACAAAUGCACUUUGGGUGUGUUUUGGUAUUUUUCUGGGGAUAGAGGGGGUGGGUGUUGGGAAGUCCCUGUAGAUUAGUUCCAGAAUGAGGUGUCUGUAUAUACUGUAUUAAUAGGCAUGUUUGACUCUUGUAAAGGGACAUUAGUAGCUGCUGCAGGUCCUGUUUGGAAAUCCCAUGUACAAUUCCCAGUUUUUUGUAAGUGUCAGUGCGGGAGACAUUUGACUCUUGUGUUUGUAUCUCCUUUUUAUGAUUGCUGUACCGACCCAUGUCUUUUUGGGGAGGGGAGAAAAGAGAUUUAAAAUAAAAAUGUUUAGAAAUUA
Molecule: messenger RNA, 7443 nt
Organism: Ictidomys tridecemlineatus (thirteen-lined ground squirrel)
Lineage: Eukaryota; Metazoa; Chordata; Mammalia; Rodentia; Sciuridae
Gene: Socs7
Product: suppressor of cytokine signaling 7
Biological process (GO): intracellular signal transduction; phosphatidylinositol phosphate biosynthetic process
Cellular component (GO): phosphatidylinositol 3-kinase complex
Molecular function (GO): 1-phosphatidylinositol-3-kinase regulator activity
Source: RefSeq, a predicted model, not a curated record